Panonychus citri (citrus red mite) is the source of this 2562-nucleotide messenger RNA. RefSeq lists its product as uncharacterized. Bases 788 to 2128 code for a protein of 446 amino acids. Gene Ontology annotation, molecular function: UDP-glycosyltransferase activity. The record is from RefSeq and is a predicted model, not a curated record. NCBI's taxonomy places the organism in Eukaryota, Metazoa, Arthropoda, Arachnida, Trombidiformes, Tetranychidae. The transcript has 4 exons.
UUUAUCGUCUCUCUGAGAAUCCAUCAUGGAAAGUUCUUCUAUUAGAAGCCGGUGGAUCAGAAAGUGUUCUCAGCGAUAUUCCAGUGGCCGUUGCGACUCUUCAAAUGACCCCCAUUGAUUGGGCUUUUCAAAGUGAACCACAAGAAGCUUCGUGCUAUGGGUUAAUCAACAGACGAAGUCGAUGGCCUCGAGGCAGAGUUUUGGGAGGAUCAUCGGUACUAAACUACAUGUUAUACAGUAAACAAUCAAUGAAUUACUCAAAGUGAUAUCGUUUCCAUGGUUGAUGCUAUGAAGAUAUCGAUCGCCGUUGGCUUAGCUCCAGCUUUCCGUUCUUUAGGCUCUAAUAUAUUCCAAACAGUUUUCGGCAUCCAGAUUUUGAUUUAUUGAUCUCUGCUCUUCAAAUUGAAUCGUAAUUGCAACUCGCUGAAACCGAUGGAUCCUCGUUAUCCACCAUGAUCCGAUUAAAUCGUAAAUCGACAAAAACUUGAAACAAAUUGUGUUUCUAUUGGAAGUGAAUUAAAUUUAACCGAAUGCCACGACUUAUUGGUAAUCUCGACGAUUGCUGGUUCACCGGCGGCAAUCCAAAUUGUCACUGAAGCAUUUUCAUACGACCUCGCUGGUAGUUCGGGCAUUUUAAACCGAGUUGAGUAAACUUAAAACUGAAAGAACAAAAAACACAGUUUUGGACUCGACACUUCCAAAGGUCUGAUUAAUUCAGCCUUUUAUCGACCUUCGAUCAUAGAGUUUCUGUUGACCAUCAUCAAAGUGAAACAAUAUUACAAUUGCAAUGUCGGAAAACAAUCAACUCUCAAAUAGUGAUCAAGAUCGUCCAUUGAAAGUGUUUAUUACAUCAAUGUUAGCUACUGGUCACUUUAAUUCUUGUCUUGGUAUUGGGUCACUUUUAAAGAAACGCGGACAUGAUAUUUACUUUGCUCAUCUGCCAAAGAAUCAGUCAAUCAUUGAACGACAAGGGAUGAAGUUCAUUAAUUUACUUGAUUACUCGAGUGAAAUUGUUCCUGUGGAAGAGAUUUUGAUGUCCGAUCCUAAAUUUUCCAAGGAUCAAAUCGAAGAUGCUUGUAAGUUUCAUCCUCUUGAACAAAUGAAGCAGAAAAAGACUGAAGAUAAAGACGUGCUGUUCAUGCAAAAGAUUGAGGGAACGACCAUAAAAGAAAGUGAAGUGAUGAUCAAACUGGUGAAUGAAUUAAAACCCGAUGUUUGUAUUGCUGAUUACGGGUUUCCAGCUCCAUGGAUGAAAGUUGUCGACGUUCCGACGAUCCAAGUGAUGUCGGUUGCACCUACAGAACUUUAUGACGGCCCACCACCAGGAUCAGGUUAUUCAGUGCACGACUCACAAGAGCUUUGGAAAGAGUUUAAAACUCUGAAAGCUGAAAAGAUGGCCGAAAUUAUAGCUUAUGCUGCCAAAACAAACGAACAUUUUGGUGUUAAAUUCGAGGAUAAUCAAUGUCCAAAAUACUUGGGUAUCUAUGUUUACCCUGGACCUUUGGACUAUAAAGAAUUGGGUCAACCUAAACCUCGAUGGAUUAGACUUGAUUCAGCGGUUCGAUUACCAGAGAUAAGUGAUUUUAUUAUUCCUGAGAAAUUAGCAAACAAACCAGGAAAACUAAUCUACCUUUCAAUGGGAACUCUCGCUUCUAUCAAUCCUGACUUGUUGAAUCUAUUGAUCGAAUCAUUGGCUAAAUCACCACAUCGAUUUAUAAUCUCUACCGGAAGAAAUGGAGAUCAAGUCAAAUUAUACGACAAUAUGUGGGGCGAUAAGUUUGUCAAUCAAAUCGCCAUCUUACCUCACAUCGAUCUGUUCAUCACUCAUGCAGGAUCCAACUCGCUGAUUGAAGGUCUAGUAGCGGCAAAACCUCUGAUUGCGAUUCCAGUAUUAGGUGACCAGUUAGACAAUGGACAACGCGUUGUUGAUCUUGGAUUAGGGGCCAAAAUCAAUCUGUGGGAGUUUAAUGGGGAUAAAUUCCUUGAAGCUAUUGAAAAUGUAUUGACUGAUGAAAAAAUUCAUGAAAAUGUCGCAAAAAUAUCAGGAGAAAUUAAAACGUCAGACUCAACUGAUAAAGUUUGUGAAACUAUCGAGCAAAUUGCAAGAACAAAAAAACCAAUCAUUUAGUUAUCAAUAUUAAAUUGAUUAUCAUGUAGCGUCUUUGUACCAACAAUCAAUUUAUUUAUUGUAAAUUUUAAUCGCUCAACAUCACGAUUAAACUCAUCAUUUAGAUAUUAAUAUUUACGCAAACGCCAAUUACUAAUAAUAUAUAUUUUUUCAACGAGACGCAUCAAUUGAAAUGCUUGAUUGUUAACACAAUUGUCAAAAUGAACCGAAAUUGAAAAGUUGAUUAGUUUGAUUCAAACACCGAAGCCAGUUGAUUCAUAUUCAACGGACUGACUAAACCAUAAUUGGGUUUCUCAUUGUCAACUUUAGCCGACUUAGUCAAAAAUCUUCAGCUAAUACUCAGUCGAUUGACUUCGGUGUCAGGUUUGAUUGUUUUCUGGACUUGAUUGUUUUCAAUAUUAAAAUUAACAAUUAUGAUAAAACCUUUGGAAAAU